AUGGCGGUAAUGAUCCGAAGUACUGAAAAUCUGGCUAAUUUAACGGCCGAAGCAUCAGCUUGUUCUUGCGCAAUUUGUUUGCAAGAUAUGCCGAGUGGAAACGAUUGUUGGAUUACUUUCUGUAAUCAUGUUUUCCACAAGAAUUGCAUCGAACAACGGCUGACAACUUCACAUGAUUGCCCUGUAUGUCGAAAAAGAGUAAACAAACGAGAUCUGCAACCAAUCAACACCGAUCAUAAACCGAAGAAGAAAAAUGAAGGAACCAUCGUGACGGGAAACACGGGAGUAUUCAAUUCCACGCUACCCGAUGCAGAUCAGACCGCAAGAUUUACUGGAAACCGUGCGCGUAAUAAUAGUAAUUAUAGGCAAACCCAACCACUUGUAAAUUACGAUCGCAUAGGAGAAAUGAUAAAUGAGACAGUGAACCGUAUGUUUGCAAAUUUAAACUUAAAUGUUGCUCAAACAGUCGCACAGACGUAUGCGCAUAGUAAUAAUUCCUCUGUUGAAGGCAACGAAACCGACUUGUCCGAAAUCUCAGUACCCUAA
Molecule: messenger RNA, 546 nt
Organism: Rhagoletis pomonella (apple maggot)
Lineage: Eukaryota; Metazoa; Arthropoda; Insecta; Diptera; Tephritidae
Product: putative RING-H2 finger protein ATL37
Exons: 2
Coding region: 1-546 (181 amino acids)
Source: RefSeq, a predicted model, not a curated record